Messenger RNA from Phytophthora infestans T30-4, 420 nucleotides. RefSeq lists its product as uncharacterized. The record is from RefSeq and is a predicted model, not a curated record. NCBI's taxonomy places the organism in Eukaryota, Oomycota, Peronosporomycetes, Peronosporales, Peronosporaceae. The transcript has a single exon. The coding region runs from base 1 to 420 and encodes 139 amino acids. Gene Ontology annotation, molecular function: protein binding.
AUGCUGUUGAGCGAGUUCACUGCGGACUUGGAAGCUCGAGAUGAGGCGGGAAAUACGCCACUUCUGGCUGCGUGUUUCCAAGGCAAUUUCGAGUGCGUCAAGUUUCUACUUCAGAGUGCUGUUAGUCUCCAGGCAGCGAACGAGAAUGGCGACUCUGCUCUUCAUCUAGCAGCGUGGGAUGGCAGUAUUUCGUGUGUUAUCAUACUACUCAACUAUGGAGCCGACCCAAUGGCGACCAACCGAUUCGGCCUCACUGCUCUUUCAAACAUGAAGACUCGAUCGCCAAUGCGACACAAGUUUGAUGACAUGCCGGAAGAUCAUCCCAUGCGCAGAACUCUGGUGAUUCUGGAGGAGGCUGAACGACAUAGACUGCAGGUAAAUGAAUGGCAUUUUGAAGGCACUCUGAAACUUUAUUUAUGA